Exserohilum turcica Et28A is the source of this 992-nucleotide messenger RNA. RefSeq names its product glycoside hydrolase family 45 protein. The record is from RefSeq and is a predicted model, not a curated record. NCBI's taxonomy places the organism in Eukaryota, Fungi, Ascomycota, Dothideomycetes, Pleosporales, Pleosporaceae. The coding region runs from base 88 to 906 and encodes 272 amino acids. The transcript has 3 exons. Gene Ontology annotation, biological process: carbohydrate metabolic process. Gene Ontology annotation, molecular function: cellulase activity.
CGCGGACCCCUCUGCCCCAGAGAACCAUGCUCCUCGGCUCUUGUCUUGGACUCCUCACCCUUCUGCUUUGAACAAGAUUAAACAAACAUGUCGCAACUUCUUCGAAACGCCCUCGUCGGCCUGCACCUCUUUGCCGUCGCCGCCCACGCCGCCAGCCUCAACUACUCGGGCGAGGCCAUCACCACACGCUACUGGGACUGCUGCAAGCCCUCGUGCGGCUGGAAGGGCAAGGCCGACUUCUCCCGCCCCAUAGAAGCAUGUACCGCCGACAACAAGCCCACCGACGACUCGGCCGGCACUGGUUGCAAUGGCGGCACCGCCUACCAGUGUGCGGAGCAGCAGCCGUGGGUCGUCAACGACACCAUGUCCUAUGGCUUUGCCGGCGUCUACAUCCUGCCCUCGUUCACUCACGGCGGCAUCGAGGACGCGUGGUGUUGCGCCUGCUACCAGCUGGAUUUCACGAGCGAGCCUCUGAUCGGGAAGAGCAUGAUCAUCCAAGCCUCCAACACGGCAUACGACAUAACCACGGCAAACCGCUUCACACUCGCAGUACCUGGUGGCAACACGACCUCAUCGGGUGCAUGCGCCCGGCAAUACGGCGUGGACCAAUCCGUGUUUGGCCAGGACAAUGUAGGAGUCGGGUCAAGCGACGACUGCAGCAAGCUGCCCGAGGCCCUGCAACCGGGAUGCCGGUGGCGUUUUGACUGGUUCAAGGACGCAUCGUUUCCAAGCGCAAACUUCAAACGCGUUGUGUGCCCGGCCGAGAUUACGGCAAAGACAAACUGCGUCCGCAAUGACGACAAGAGGCUUGACGGUCAGGCAUCUUCUGCCCAGAGCCUCACGCCCACCUCGCACAGCACUAUGGCUCUCGCUGCCGCCAUGAUGCUAGGCCUAAUAUCGAUAUAGCAGCGGCCAUGCGCCCUGCACGUCACGUCCCCGCGGCCCGCUUUACGAUCCGUCACGCUCUCUUCUCUCUUCAUUUCGCCCGCUGA